GACAUGCCUGAAUGCAUAUCAUGCUGUCUUGGAGAAGCACAGGAUGCUUGCUCAGCAGAUUUCUUGUUCAGAAUCAGAAUACAAUAAAAUUUGCGACAUCCUUGGCGAGCAAGAACUCAAGAAGAGCAGAAUCAAGUCUGUCUCUUCAUUAGAAGAAAGGAAAGAGAUAAUGAUGAUCAAUCUAAGAAGCAUGAAGAACGAAAAGGAUGGAAGAACUAGUAAGCUCAAGGAUCUCAUGUCAAAAGCCUUGGAUUUGUGGAACAUCUUGGGUGUGACAUGCCCUGAACAGAGGACCUACAAGUCUAGGAUGAACAAUCUCAGUUCAUUCCUUCAACAGGCUAAUAGCCUGUCAUCCAAAUCGCUUGAGAAGCUUGCAAAGAUUGUUAAGGAGCUUGAAUGUAAGAAAGUGAAGCAACUUGAAGCAAUGAAAGCGGAUAUUCUUAGACGUGCAAAGAUCUUUAUAAGAAGGACCGAAGGCAGCACCAAUUUUGCCAGCCUAAAAGAUUUGAUAAGCACGGCUGUUGCAUGGGAGGCACAACAGAGGGAUGCCAUUCUGUAUGAACAGGAAAACCUGGUGGCUCGCUUAAAAAUGGUGGAAAAUGAUAUGCGGAUGUUCGACUUUGAUUCCACAGCUGAGAGAGAAGACAAGAGAGAUACUCACAUGGGAACGUCAAGCUCAUCCAGUGAGACUACCAAGUCUGACCCCAAAGACAGUGACUACAUGCCUGAGAGUUCGGAAUCGGAUGUAGACAUGAGAGACUUUGUGGUCUCCGAGUCUUCUGAUUCGGUCUCUUCAUGAGGGAUGUGAUGCUUUGAUGUGGCGGCAGAGCUAGGUGCAAUCAGGGUAGUCACUUGCUACUGCUCGCUCAGGCUAUGAACAAUCAUGGACCAGACGCCUCUAGGUAUGUGAUGCCUAUCGAGGACAUGAAAGUGUGGGCAAGGCUAUGGUUUUCUAGUUGCGCUAUCCAAGCUUGCAAGCGUGAUGCAAAUAGAGCUGCACAUGCAGUGGCUAGGUUGGGAUAUUCUUGUGAUGUAAAUCCUGCCUUCCUGUGGGAGGAUGAUGUUCCAGCUGUAGCUGCAAACGUUGUGGUGGGCGAGAUGCCCAUUUUGCCUGCAGGCUAUACAUAUGCCCUUUCUCUAAGAUUGAUUGCACUGUCCAGCGGCAAUAUUUUCGCUGAUGAA
Messenger RNA from Triticum dicoccoides, 1182 nucleotides. RefSeq lists its product as uncharacterized. The transcript has 7 exons. The record is from RefSeq and is a predicted model, not a curated record. Lineage: Eukaryota; Viridiplantae; Streptophyta; Magnoliopsida; Poales; Poaceae. Bases 44 to 799 code for a protein of 251 amino acids.